Molecule: messenger RNA, 2647 nt
Organism: Elaeis guineensis (African oil palm)
Lineage: Eukaryota; Viridiplantae; Streptophyta; Magnoliopsida; Arecales; Arecaceae
Product: O-fucosyltransferase 9-like
Source: RefSeq, a predicted model, not a curated record
AAACCUCAUUUCAUAUAAAAAGUUUAUUGUUACAUAAUCCAAGAAGGAGAUACUAGUAAGCAUCAAUAUCAUCUUCAAAUUAAUGAAGCAUAAUUGCAGGGACCCAUGGGUACUCCCCUCGGAGGUUGACCACAACCAAACCCACUCAAUUAAGUCACCACAAGCAAUUGCCCGGCAAAUCUAAUGAUCCGAAGAAUCUAAUGCCAAGACAAAUUCUUAGGAUUAACUCCAAUUAUAAUUCUCUCUUAUCAACAACCCCAUCCACCCAUCCACACUCUGCCAGGUCUUUGUACUAAAUCCGCCGUACAGUGACGCGACGAGAUGCCAGGAUCCUUCCAUCCCUAACCGUAAUUACUUUCCUUCCCGUCUCUUUUUUACGACUCCCUUUCCUCCUCCUCCCGUCUCCUCCACCUCCCACCCAGAAAAAAAAAAGAAAAAAAAAGGAAGCUUUCUCAAGUACUUGUUUCCCAGUGGCUUCCCCCACUUAAAAGCUCUGCCGUCACCUCAACUCGAUGCUGGAGCGCGCCCCGAGUGUCGUCUUCCGCCAUUAAUUCUCUCUUUAAUUCUUCCCAUAUCCGUCUCUCUCUCCCUCUGGUCUUGAAAUGAUCCCAAAGGAGCGGCCUUUCACGAGAUCUGGGGGGCUAUGGCGGUGACGAUGCAAGGCAAGAGGGCGAACGGGAGCGGGCCGACGUCACCGGCGUCGUCGCCCAGGGCGGCGCGGCGGGGCGGUAGGAAGGAGUGGGGGGCGCCGCCGCUGGGGGCGGAGCGGCUGCUGUACGCGGCGUUGGCCGCGCUGCUCCGGCGGAGGGGGAUCCUGCUGCUGGCGCCGGUGCUGUAUGUGUCGGCCAUGUUGGUCUUCAUGGGGAGCUGGAAUCUUGAUGCCGUGCCGGUGCGUGUCGGGGUGGCUGUGCUCCGCCGCCGGCCGCUGCCGGGUGCGGUGUACAGGAGUCCCCAGGUGUUCGAGAGGCUGUGGCCCUUCAUGCAGGCCGAUGUGAACCACUCGAAUGCGUUGACGAGAGCAUGGCAUCAAAAGGCAAGCCAGAGAUGGAAGCCAUGUGUCAACAAAAGGUUAUCUCAUGCAGAGUUGCCACUUUCAAAUGGCUACCUCAUAAUUGAAGCAAAUGGUGGGCUAAAUCAGCAACGUCUAUCGAUAUGUGAUGCAGUUGCCGUGGCAGGUCUAUUGAAUGCCACGCUUGUCAUCCCAAUAUUUCAUUUGAACAGUGUUUGGCGUGAUUCCAGCAAGUUUGGGGAAAUCUUUGAUGAAGAUUAUUUUAUUGAGACACUCAAGAAUCAUGUAAGAGUGGUCAAAGAACUACCGCAAGAUAUACUGAAGCGCUUUGACUAUAAUAUAAGCAACAUUGUGAAUAUGAGAACUAAGGCUUUACAAUCCAAGACAUAUUAUUUGCAGAAGGUUCUUCCCAAAUUAUUAGAAUUGGGGGCUGUGCGUAUAGCACCUUUCUCUAAUAGAUUGGCACACUCAGUUCCAUCCAAUAUCCAGAGGCUGAGAUGUUUGACCAAUUAUGAAGCAUUACGGUUUUCUCAACCUAUAAGGGUUCUUGCUGACAUGUUUGAGCGGAUGGUGAAAAAUAGCUCCAUGAGUGAUGGGAAGUAUGUUUCUGUGCAUCUUCGGUUUGAAGAGGAUAUGGUAGCCUUUUCAUGCUGUACUUAUGAUGGUGGUGUGGAAGAGAAACAUGAAAUGGAUAUUGCCCGUGAAAGGAGUUGGAGGGGGAAGUUUAGAAGACCGGGUCGAAAGAUAAACCCAGAGGCUAAUCGAAUGGGUGGAAAAUGCCCUUUAACCCCAUUAGAGGUUGGAAUGAUGCUUCGAGGCAUGGGAUUUGACAAUACCACACCAGUUUAUGUUGCUUCUGGUCAAAUUUACAAUGCAGAAAGAUAUAUGGCUCCUCUCCAUCAGUUAUUUCCACUUUUAGAGACAAAGGAUAGUCUAGCCUCAGAUGAUGAACUUGCACCAUUUAAGGGUCACUCUUCUCGUUUGGCAGCACUGGAUUACACCUUGUGCGUUCACAGUGAAGUAUUUGUGACAACUCAAGGGGGUAAUUUUCCACACUUUUUGAUGGGGCACAGACGGUAUAUUUAUGAAGGCCAUUCAAAGACAAUAAAGCCUGACAAGAAGAGAUUGGUGUUGUCUUUUGACAACCCAAACAUAAGAUGGGAUAGAUUCAAGCAUAACAUGCAGGAAGUUCUUCAUCACAGUGACUCGAAGGGAGUCGGACUGAGGAAAUCCGAUGCAUCUCUGUACGCUUUACCCAUGCCUGACUGCAUGUGCCCGCAAUCAGAACCAUGAGUUUGUAGAUGGCAUACACUGGAAAUCAAUGGUAAAUUAUACUCCGUCAUAUAUAUCAAUAGAUGUGUAAGUAAUAUCGCUUUAGCAAUCAUUCAAUUGUUUUAGAAAUUCAUUCAAUUCUUGCUAGGUCGGUGAGAGAGAGAGAAUAAUUUGGUAGUCUAUGUACCAAUAGACGUACGCAGUGUAUGUGUAACAGAAACAACUUGUUAUAAGAUUUUUUGAAAUGCUAGCCCUUCUGCAUAACUUCAGGGCUUUAACUUAAUCAGUUUCUAUAUUGUUUCUUUUGUAAUUUGACAGUAUACCAACUUUAUAUUGCUGAAUUUAUUUUUGUGGACUGACAGUAAA